This is a messenger RNA of Truncatella angustata, 1041 nucleotides long. Its product is annotated as glycoside hydrolase. The record is from RefSeq and is a predicted model, not a curated record. Lineage: Eukaryota; Fungi; Ascomycota; Sordariomycetes; Amphisphaeriales; Sporocadaceae. The coding region runs from base 292 to 1041 and encodes 249 amino acids. The transcript is spliced from 2 exons.
GCUCAUGUCCCAGGUAAAGGCGCUUGGUUGCUUUUUUCACCAGCUUGACUUCUCGACUGUUUGCUCGGCAUCCCAUAGAUGGAUGGUGUUAGGUUGACCACGAGGUGAUCCUCUGCGGCUCGAACGGCAGGGGAUCGUGAUGACUAGAAGCCCUCCGUCCUAUGUGACGGUCAGAUCAGUGCCAAUCACGUCAGAUAUAGACUAUAUAAACAUGAGUUGUGUCCAGACGAUCGACCUGUCCACUGCCUCAUUGGCAACAGUGUAGUGUCAAACAUCUUCAUAUCAGCCAAAAUGCGUUCCUCUACCGUCCUCUUGACUCUUGCUGCCUCGUUCCUGGAACUCGCGUCCGGUCAUGGUUUUAUUAACGGAGUCCGGGUCAAUGGUGGUACCUGGGUUCCCGGGGCCGAUCCAGUCUGGUACUACUACACGGCCGGCACGUCACCAAAGACUGUUGGAUGGAAUUCUUUGAACCAAGACCUUGGCUUCGUGCAGCCAUCAGCUUUUGGCACCAGCGACAUUGCUUGCCACAAGAGUGCGACAGCUGGCCAGCUGUACAUCAGCGCCAACGCCGGAGACACUCUUUCUCUUACUUGGAACACUUGGCCCAGUGAUUCACACAAGGGACCCCUCAUCAAUUACCUUGCCCAAUGCAGUGGUGAAUGCACCUCGGCCUCCGCCUCGGCCCUCACCUGGACCAAGAUCGCCGAGAACGGCUACAACUCCGGCACUUGGGCAACCGACCCGCUACCCACCAGCAACUACACGUCAACGGUCAAGAUCCCCUCGAAGCUCAAGGCGGGCAACUACGUGCUCCGUCACGAAAUCAUCGCCCUACACGGCGCCGGUUCCGACAACGGAGCCCAGAACUACCCACAGUGUCUCAACAUCAAGGUCGGUGGAAGCGGCACCGUCAGCCUGCCCACCGGUACUGCUGGCACCAGCCUUUACACAAGAACCGAUCCCGGUAUUCUGUUCAAUUUGUAUACCACCUUCACGAGCUACACGAUUCCCGGGCCCGCUUUGUGGACUGGGGCAAACUAA